UGGAAGGAACGUUUCUUUUCAACAUCAACUAGUCGGUCGUCACUAGUUACCACAGUCAUAAAGUCAUAAUUAUGGCUAAACCCCAACCAUUUCUACAACUUCUCUUCUUAAAAUCUGAUUUUUAAACCUUAACCACACUGCUAAGAUUAUUCCUAACCUUCAAUUAAGACCAAAAGUACAUUUCUGUUUUCAUAAAUAUUUAGCCAAUGUUGACUUUGUGGCUGUAGUAACUAUGGACAACGCAGCUAGACAGCCAUGUUAUUUUAUAGUUAAACGACAGUGGUCAGCCACCUCGGUAGCUUGCUAGCUGAAACAUUGCAGCUCUUUAGACGCAUUCUUGUAUAUUAUCCACUGUGUUUUAAACAUACUUCUGUCGUCUAGCUAGUUAUCCCAUUUAAUUUCAUAUUUACGUUGUUGUUAUUAGUCAGCUAACGUAGCUAGCUGGCUGGUUAAGUUAGCACUAGCCUAGCUAGCUAACUGUUAGCUAACAUCCCCGACCAUGAGUUCACUAAGCUACUCUCCUCCUGCUAAAGAAGAGGAGGUCUACUGGACGGAGAAAGAGGGUCUGUGGCUGAACGUUGUCGUGAAAGAAGAGAAAGAAGAAGAGGAUGUCACAGUAAAACAAGUAGAGGAUGAGGCUGUUGCAGUGAAGGAAGAGAAGGAGGAGGGAGAGGUAACUGUCAUAUUGGAAGAAGAAGAGGAGGAUAUUGGACAUUUGAUGAACCCCAGAGAAAGACGGGACUAUCGUGGAUCCUCUGGAGAGUCUCAACAACAUCAUGAUGCAGAGAAGAGACUCUCCACAUCAGAACACCUCAAGAAACACCAACGGAAACCCACAGGGAAGAAGAAACUUCACCACUGCUCUGACUGUGGGAAGAGUUAUUCAAGAUCAGAUUCACUUAAAGUACACCAGAGAAUUCACACUGGAGAUAAAUCCCAUUGCUGCUCAGACUGUGGGAAGAGUUAUUCAAGAUCAGAUUCACUUAAAGUACACCAGAGAAUUCACACUGCAGAGAAAACAUAUAGCUGUGAUCAAUGUGUGAAAAGUUUUACUUCACCUAGCCAGCUGACUAUACACCAGAGAACACACACGGGAGAGAAACCUUUCCACUGCUCUGACUGUGGAAAGAGUUUUGUUAUCGCAGGAAAUUUAAAAUCACACCAGAGAACACACACAGGAGAGAAGCCUUAUAGCUGUACUCAAUGUGGGAAGAGUUUUGCUUACUCAAGCAGCCUGAUAGCACAUUUAAAAACACACACAUGAGGGAAUCUACUGCUCUGACUGUGGGGAGACCUUUUCAAAAUCAUCUACAUUACAAUCACAGCAGAGAAUUCACACAGGAAAGAAAUCUUAUACUAUUUUAGUUAAUAAUGUCACAAUGUAGAACCCUAAACGUUUGUCCCCUGUUCUAUUGAUUUCAACAUGAUAUGGAUAUUAGCCUCAGGGGGGAAAUCCAGGCUCUGAAUUGGAAGAGUACUAUUUAUGAGAUUUAACAAAAAGUAACUAACACAAAAAGAGCUGUGUUACACUUACCACGUUGGUGGCCCACUUGAAUCAAAAUAUAACACUUCAAAAUGUAGAUAGAUGUUUUCUACAAAUUGUCCUCUAACCAGUGAUGUGCACAUUACUCCCAGAUUCUGUGUGGUGUUUGAGCUGUUAGUUUUAACGGGACGUGCAAGCUCAUCUCCCCCCCUCUUGCGCAAUUGAUUUCAACGUGAUAUCGUUAUGAGUGAUGACAAGUAAGUGUUGCGUUUCUCUUCGUUCUAGCGACCCCUAAAAUGUAAAUGCAACACGUUCCUUUGUUUAGCGACCCCUAAAUGUAAAUGCGUCUCUCCAAAAUGUAGCUGACUGUCUUCUGCAGGCAGUCCUCUAAUCAGUGAGGUAAAAGAUAUCUCCCAUUUCCGUGUGUUUUUUUUAGUUGUGUUCGUUUCAACAGCACAUACAACCUGAUUUUUUUUAUCCGAUCGAUGUCCGUAAUUUAUUGCCACUUGUCAAAACAACAGUGUUUUUGGUGCUUGUACAGUUUAUAAAGGUGCUCGUUUUAAUAAUACAAAGAAUAUGAUUAUAAGUGUGUUUGUGUAGAUCAUACAUUUUAUGUUUAGGUUUUUCAAUAUAUCACAAACUGUUUCUGCAUAUUGGUUAUUGAUUUGGACGCGUUAAAACUAUGUUUUGACUUUGGUAUUUCUAGCAAAAUGUCAUUGUAAAGAAGAAACCGAAGUCAAAUCUACGUUGUUUUUUUAAAGUAUUAAAGACUUAUUUUUUUUAUCAACGUUUUUACCUUUUGUAUUCCACGGAUGGAGUAUAAAAAAUGGGUCCAUGAACAAUUUUUAUUAACAAUCUGACAUCACUCCAGUAUUUCUUUGCAACAUUCAAGUGCCAAUUGUCUUUAUUCCACUACUGAAGAAGCAUGACUCAAAUCACCUCAUAUUUCAAACAUUCAGCCUGACAAAAGAUACAUGUUUUAUUAUUCCAUGCCUCACCAUUAAGUUAAUUAUUGCCAAUACUAAUAACAAAGGAGUGUACAUUUGGUUUUGACAUUUCAACAUAUUUACAUUACAUGUAACAUUUUAGUAAUCAUAAUUAUUUAUGCAACCAACUGACAAUUUGUUUUUACGAUUAUAUUGUUGACUAACAAUGUAGUAAAACAAGCUUAUAUUUCUGGUUGGAUAUUACAUCCUAUUCUUACUAUUUUAAUCAAUGUCAUUUCCUCAGAAUGCUCAUUAGUCUUUCAGUUUUUAUUCUAUAGUUUUAAUCCUCUUGUGUUUGUUGUGUAGUAAAGAUUUCAAUUUUUAUUUUCAUUCGUUUUUUAAAAUGAUUUCUUUCUUUGAAGCGAAUUGAUUUGCUUCCAUGUCUAAAAUGUGCUAUAUAAAUAAAUAAAAUAA
Molecule: messenger RNA, 2883 nt
Organism: Salvelinus fontinalis (brook trout)
Lineage: Eukaryota; Metazoa; Chordata; Actinopteri; Salmoniformes; Salmonidae
Product: zinc finger and SCAN domain-containing protein 2-like
Exons: 2
Coding region: 500-1264 (254 amino acids)
Biological process (GO): regulation of transcription by RNA polymerase II
Molecular function (GO): RNA polymerase II cis-regulatory region sequence-specific DNA binding; DNA-binding transcription factor activity
Source: RefSeq, a predicted model, not a curated record